CAUGACUGAGACUUUGCCGCAAGCGGAUCUCGACUGCACGUUUAUCAUGGCAACUCGUAGCUCUCAGCUGGUCAACAUUCCGAUAUUUGUUUGUAUGCGAGCGGCUUUUCCGGAAAUUCCAUGGCGAAUUGAGAUUUGCGACGAACGGCAGCGACGCAUGGUACAGCGAUGCAUUGACUCGGGAAGCCUGCAAUUUGGCGUCUGCACUAGUACAGCUAUUUCGGCGGGAGAACCAUUUUCAGACUUUGGCACGGUCGUAACUAUCAAGAACCAAAUAGUCAAAGAAGAUGGAAGGCUGGUUAUCGACGCUCUAGGGUGCAGGAGAUUUUGGAUUGUUGACCGCUGUAUGCAAGAUUUCUACUACACAGCAAAUGUAGCCUUUAUCAGCGAUGAAAUUGUGAAGCGUGAAAAAUCAACAGAAAAACUUAAAAGUCUUUCCAGAAGAGUCUAUGAAGUUAUCUACGAGUGGUAUACCUCACUUGACUUUCCAGCCAAGGAAAAAGUUAAAUGGAUUGCCGGAGACAUGCCCAGCUAUGAUGUAAACUCAGAUCCAAACAUACAUCCCCACGGUCCAGCUUGGGUUUGGUGGGCGUUUGCCGCAAGACAGACCGAAGUAGAACCAUCUGUAGUCGUAGGAUGUCCCUAUCUAGAAGAACGUCUGUUGAUGUUGAUCCAAGAGUCAGAAUCAGAAGAAGACGAAAGUCAAGACCUGGAUGCUAUGGCUUACAUUUAACUAAGAUUGCGUUUCAUACUAGCUGUGAUUGUAAUCUAUAAAUCAAAUUAAAAAUGUUUGC
Corticium candelabrum is the source of this 794-nucleotide messenger RNA. Its product is annotated as LON peptidase N-terminal domain and RING finger protein 3-like. Bases 2 to 733 code for a protein of 243 amino acids. The record is from RefSeq and is a predicted model, not a curated record. Gene Ontology annotation, molecular function: ubiquitin protein ligase activity. Lineage: Eukaryota; Metazoa; Porifera; Homoscleromorpha; Homosclerophorida; Plakinidae. The transcript has 6 exons.